AAAUAUGCAAUGUACAUCUAGUGAGCAGUCUAAAGCUGAUAAGUCAUUAGUAAAUGCUAACAAUUGUGUUUCACAGGAAUGAUGUUUUCGAAAACCAUGCUGAAAGGAAGGAAAAAACAGGCUCACCAAGUAGUUUCUGAACGUGACAGCUUAGAAAUAAAGAACGAGGAAAAGGAAAAAGAGUGCCAACGCAUGUUGGAACUUCUUGGACAGCAUAAUGUGGAUAUAGAUCAGUUGAACAAAUAUCUCAAGAACAUACAGGACCAAACAGAGGAUGAGAAGCACAAAGUAAAGCAUAGGCGGGAAGUAGAGGGAAACCUUCAAGAAGAAUACGAACAGCAGAUCUCUCAUCUGCACACAAAGGUGGAGCAGAAGCAGCAAGAACUGGAAAGUGUUCACAGAGAAAAAAGGAAGCUGGAGAGAGAGCUCGAGCAACUGUGGCAGGUACUUGCCCACGAGACUGAACUUAAGGCAUUGCCAGGCGACACAGCACAAGCUUUUGCUCUUCACCAGCUUGCAUCACAAAAUUAGCCCUGUGCCAACCGCGGUAGAAAGAAAAUGAUACAGUAUGGACCUUGUUCACAACUUUGUUGUCUUGUCAUGUGCUUUAAUAUUAAGCACUGAAUGGUAAGCAACGAUUUUAUCUGUUGCUUACUAAAAAACAUAACUGUUGAUUUGCGACUGAAACUACUUAAGGCAGCCGACAUGGUUGCAACUAUGUGCGUACUGGCAAUGUUAAAUGUAGAAUUGCGUCUUGCGUACAGCUUGCUUUAUGUCAGCCAAAUGGGCAUCUUGACAUUUUUGCAAGGUGCAAUGAACCAGGACUUGACCAAGGAAAGCUAAUAGUGAAAAACAACAUAGACCAAGGAAGGAACCUUCCAACCUUUAUUAGAUGGACUACAGACCAAGAUUGCAUGGAUGAGCCUGUGCAGACAUGUAGAUUCUAGUGCCUGUGUAUACUCCUAUAGGAAGCAGAGUUGUGCAAAGGUCUGCCAUAUUUAGAUCUAUUGUGAGGGAAAGGCACUGCUUUGGCUUGCAGGAGCCAGUUAAGUGCUGCCAAAACACACUUUGGCACUUUAUUGUGUGUUGAUACAAUUAUAAUGAACACAUUUCACUUAUUGAUUGUACAUAUGACUUUGCCACAUUGACACAGUGUUUGAAAAGAGUAAUGUGCAUGAAAUGCACUACAUAGGUAAUUGUUGUGGAAGCAACGGUGUCCACCUGGCAACAGAUGGUGUGAGUACAUUGGCCAUGCCUCUCUGUUGAUGGCGGCAUACCUUGACUUAUUUUGAACAAGGCAAAUACUGUUACAAAAUCAAAAAUAAAUUAGAUAAAGCAUGCUUGCAAUAACCACCUCUGUGUUCAUUUUCAGCUAACAAUGUGUGUUCCGUCUUGAUAACGAUGUCACACGUAGUUAUAAUUUGGCAAAGAGCACCAAUGACUUUGAAUACUAAAGGCAGAAAUAAUUGUGACAUAUGUGUAUGAUGGAACAGUAAACAUGUGCUGGUACUCUUGGAAGUGCUGAAACCAGCUCACCACAGGUGUUGCUGCCAUUGUGUUGGCUUCCCUGAUGAAUCAUGACACAAGUGGCUCAAAGAAAAUGCUGAACUCUGCUCUCUAUGGGAGUGUGUAUAGGAACACUAAUACACUUCACGCAAAGCGAUGUGCCUAAAGCUGUGCAAGAAAACAAAGCAUAAUUUAACAGAUAACAUGUCAACCUGACCAUGCCGAACAGAGUAGCCAACUGUCUAGAGAGUUGCUCCUCUUUGUGACAGUGUCUCCAUGACAAAGUACCUUUACAAGUUUUUCUGCUCUUCAAUGUUGUAUGUACAUCACUCAUUUAAUCAUGAACCUCUGUUGAUACAGUCGACUUCCGUUAAUUCGACCCUGACGGACCGACGAAAUUAAUCAACUUAUCUGGCAGGUCGAAUUACACAAGAUGCCGAAAAAUACUUUAAAACACCACGAUUCAUUUUGUCCGACUCUAAUAUACGCCCACGAAUCAAACGCACGCCCACGUUCGAUUUGUACAAAGUAGAAAACUAACGUAGAUCUAGCAGUCAUCAUCAUGUUCCCGUGCUCCAGCGCGUGUGUGUCGUGCUGUGAGGUUACAAUAAUAAUAAAAUAAAAAGCUUCUUCGGCUCCUGCCAUCGGUCCGAACAGUUCUCAGGUUUUUCGCUCGUUGACUCACGCAUUGUUGUAGUGACCCUAACCUCAGCCCUUAUUGUAGAAAUAACAUUAAAGCUCCUAAACAAAGUAGAACUCUCACACGCACCUGUUUUUUUUUUUUUUUAAGGAAGAUAGUUGAGGGUCUAAUGCGUGUUGCACAACGACGGCCAGUUUUCUAAAGUCAGCUUUGCUGCAAUACAUUUGGAUUAUGCGGUAAAGCAUAUGAACGCCGCGAAGCACUGGUAUUCUCCCCGAUUGCACUGCGCAGGCAAUCAUCGGCCCAAUCUUUUUGAAAGAAAAAAAGGCACGUGUUAGGAUAGAGUAAAUACUGUAAUCAGACAUUGUGAGCUACCGUUAUUGCUUAAAAAUCUUCCUAGGGCAGGCCAAAAAUAGGCGUUCUCGACAGGAUAAUGACGUUAAGUGGCGCAGUGCGAAGCAGAACAGAGGGACACAGAAAGGGCGUGCAAUGCAUUCACUGACCCUUAAGCUCUAUUGGGACACACUGCCACUAAAAUGGUUGCUAUUGGAGUCACCGUAGGAGUCAGACGUGCGCGUGCCGACUGUCAAAUUCGAGUUAUCCAGCGAAAGCCAAUUUUAGGAUCGAAAUAAGGAAAGUUCAAGUCCAUAGAAAUGCAUAGGCGCCAGCCAGGAUCGAAUUAGCCGGAGUCGAAUUAAAGGAAGUCUAAUGUAUUACUGAAUUCGGUUUUAACAUAGUUCAGAAAGAGACAGAAAAUUAUAAUACUUGGAAUUUUUCUAAUCUUAAAGAGAAUACUUUAAAAAAAGUGACCUUAUUUUUAAUAGGGCACAGCAUGUGUUAUUUGAAGCGCAGUUAAUUGAAAACAUGUUUUCUUGCGAUACUCCAGCUGCAUCGGUGUCAUUUCUCAGCUUUGGGCAGCUAAAGAAUAAAACUAAUGGUGUUCGAUCCCCUCCCAUUUCCCACCUGAAGCUUGUCUCUGGGUUAGUCUUUUAAUGUUGAAUGUAGCAUGAUGUCCCGAAGAGCAGUAGAAGCGGCGGAAUGCAAGCUGCACAUGCAAUGAAUGCUGCAACUCAAUGCCAGAAGUGCCAAGACGUGGCAGUACAGGAACAUGAGGCUGAGACAAAGCAAGGAUGCUGACCAAGACCUAGCUCUCUUUGGGAGCAGGAGGCGGACGCACAUUAUGCCCUGUUUAGGGAUGCUGCAGUGCAUUUGAAAAAACAAGCCUUACUUUGUGUAAUAUUCCAAUACCUUGCUGUCGCCAUCAUCUUGCGAAACUGCAAUGUUUUUAAAUUGUCCAGUAAGGAGUAAUAUAUGAUGUCAUGGGUGCGCUCAACCCUUAACAUAUGUUGUGUCUGGCAUCAUGUUUUCCCUCAUAUUUUUUAACAAAUAUGUUUUUUACUGCAUUAGACCUCUUUGGCUAUGCAACAGCAUUUACUUUUUCUAGUAGCGGUCUGCAAAAUCACAUGUAGACAGUGAGCAACCUUUCAACUUUGAGUGUGCAUUCAUGCGAAGUCCUCGUUUUGCAACCUCAUUCACUGCAGCAUCUCUCAAAGCGGUUAUAUGUUGCUUUACGACCCCAUCAAUCAAUCAAAUUAAUCGUACUUCUUACUGUUAUAACUUUGCUACCUAUGUAGCUUUUCACUAUUUUGACAUCCAGUUUUAUGGCUAUUUUCACUAUUUUAACGUAUAGUUUUAUGGCUCAUGCAUACAACAGUUUCAUUUACCUUGAGCAUAGUGCCACCUUCAUAUUUCUUGAUAUGGCCAUAACUGUAAGAAGUAAAAAAAGUUACUUUUGAUUUGGGAAGUUUAAUGUCCUAAAGCUGUACCAUGGGCCGAAAUGCUUCUAAAGGUGGGGCACCGGGUCAGUUUCGACUGCCUUGAGUUCUGUACUGUGCCAGCUUUCAUUCAAGCAGUACAGUAGCAAUACAAAAAAUCGUAUGCCAAUUUGACAACUGAUACAUCAAAGACAGCGUUAAGUGAGUUCGUACACUGCUCGAAAGUACUAGGGGUCUGUUUACUGACUCACAGCCUCGCCGCGGCCAAGUGCAGUCCUGGCUGGCAGUUCUCGGAGAAGCCCCCCGCAGCAUUGCGUUGCAGCACCACAACAUCGGCUUUCACUGCCGCAGCUGUACAAUCUCCUAGUUUACCUCCAACGUCGAGCUGGUAUAAUGUGAUGUUAGAAACUAAUAUUAUGGAUGAGUGAUUACAAAAAAGAAAUCACUGACGAUUACGACAUUUCCUAAUGCGAAAUUUGAGUGCAGCUCUAUACGAGCUUUAAUUACGUGAUAUAUUGGCAGGCGCGGACAGUUUGCCUUGUGCGGCACAUUGCAAAUGGAGUGAAGUGGGACGUGACUGCCUCACUAAUCUGGAGACAGUGCGAUUCACAGCAACUGCUGCCAACAGACCUCCCAGACGAUACGCGCUACUCUGGCGCAAUCUCGUAGCCAUCAUCGCCGCACCAUGCUUUUCUUCUCACUCUUUCUCCAUGCCCUCCUUUGCUUUCUGCCUGAUGGUUCUGCUUCACCCUCCUCCUCCACUUUCCUCCCCGCGUCUUUUAUCCCCCGCUGCGCUCUGCGUUCACUUUCAUCUUUCGCUGUGCUUGUUCGUUAGGUUACGCUGCCACCGCCGCUUGCCACAGAAACGGGUGCCUAAGAGCUGCAUUGUAAAAGAAUGCCCAUAUAAGUUGCCUAUUCGAAUACAGUAGACCCUAGUUGAUACGAUCUCCCGGCGCCAACAUUCGUGAUUGAGAACAAGAGAUUACUCAAUACAGUUACACAUUCUUUACCGGUUAAUGUGUUCCCAAAAAACAAUCUCUCGGCACCAAUGUUCAUUCAGUACAUCACCAAACUGCCAGCAUGCACUCAGUUUCCUCUUCUGGUACCAGCAAAUGUCCUCGCGGGUCAUCACACGUCGUAUUCGCAGCUAUCGCUGCCAAACCCUAUUGCGAUAAGCAUCUUCACCUAUGUGUUUCACAGCUCAUGUGGCGUAGUGCCGUUGGAAGCGUAUUGCACACCUUUAAUAGGUGAUAGCUGAAAUGUCGCCAUUCGCAAAGUGAGCAUCAUGUUUCGCUCUGGCAGCAUUGUAUUCCAGCAUUGCACACCGAUUUUGUUUUAGUUUAUGCUGUCAAAAGAUACAGAAUAGGAAACAAAGCGCUUCUCCGACCGCCCAGGCCCUGACAACUCAGCGUGUGUUGGUGUCUCGUGACGCAACGAUUUUUGCCGAGUGGGCACGCCAAAACUUCCCACCAAAGCAGCUACUGACCCAGUUCGAAUAUGAGGGGCGUAAACGCAAGAUAGACGAAGUAGCAAAAACGACAUGCAUCUCCAGCUGCUUGGUGCGUGUCUAUUCGCGGAAUGCUUCAAAUUCUGGAGAUGUAAAGUACAAUUGAGUAUGCCACAUUUUUUUUAGUGACUUCGGGUUGUAAGUUUUCCCCCAAAACAAAUUAACGAGCUUUUGCUGUAUAUGCAAGAUAACUUAUUUUAUAACCAUCGAUCAUUGCAUUUCAAAGAAAAUUCAGGGCUCUGAGACAUGUUGCGUUUAUAUUUGAUAUCGACCAUGCAGUCACAUGCUGGCCUUUGGCACACGAAAACACUUGCAGAACUCCCUUUAACAGCUUUGCCCUAAAGUUACGUAUUUAUAUACACCUCUAAUCAACGAGUUUUCUCAAAUAGAAACGGCCGAGAAGCUGGGCCCUAUUGGUUUGUUUUCCAUUUAAUAAAUGUUGGAAACUUGUGCUGCUCCUUCCUAUAUAUGCUCUGAACGAGAAAGAGAACUGAAGGAAAGCAUAGGAGAAAUUAUUUAAUAUUCAUGCACACAGUUUUGACUCCGUCCGAACUGUGUGCGUGAAUUUGCGAGGUGUAGAAAUGAUCCAGAGGGAAAUGCAAGUGGAUGAAAAAACAAUCUCUCACUGUUUAUGCAGUUAUCUUUCUGCACUCUUAAAACACUUGCACCCUUUGGGGUGUAUAUUUGUCCCACAACAAUAAUCGUCAUCUGCCUUGCUUGCGUUUCCUUUCUUGAAAACUCGGCGCUCGCUACUUUCCUGUUGAGAAUGCUGUGUCAUGCUGAGAACACACAAGCCAUUCGCGACUUGGAAGUACUGGGCUUGCAGCAUUAAAGAAAGGAAAUACGGGCAAGACAGAUGACGAUUAUCGUUGUGGGACAAGAUAACCCCAAAGGGUGUAAAUGUUUUUAAGAGUGUGGAUAGAUGCAGUUUUCAGUUCUUACGAUGGAGCGAAAGAAAAAAGGAAAUGAUGUUGCAGUUUGUAAAUAAAAGGUUCUGUAAGGUUAGAGCCAAAUAGGCACUUGGGGUAGUGUUAACAUUUACCGUGUACAGCAUUGCCGAGCAACCACUUCAAUCAAGGAGCAAGUUGGCACUUGUCUUAAGCGCUAACCUACACACCGGCAUCGGCGUCGGUUCGCGUCUGACAGAAGCGGGAUAAUUCAGCUGGCUGCAUCCACGGUGGCUGACAGGUGAACAAAGGCUAGACUCGGGGGUGCGACCAAGAGGGAAUGUAAGUUUUACAAGAAGAAAAAGGGGGUUCACGAGCCAUUGUCAAUAGAGUGAGAUUCUAGAAACUUGCAGGGUACCCCCCUUUUGUUCAAAGGCCAGUGUAGUGGAGUUGCUGAAAUGGGCACACAGCAUGCCAUCGCCUUCCCCAACCAGCCAGUCUCGUACGCUGAUAUCUGGCAGGGACGUGGGCACCUCUGCGUGAAUCCCCUCUUUAGAUGAGGGAGGGAAGAACUUUCAUUGUACAAACUCAUUCAGUUCCAGAGGCCUUUUGCCCAGAAAUCGUGGUCAUGUUUUCCACAAUUGGACGCAAGCCGACGCUUACGUUGGGGCGUAUGUGUGGUUAGCGCUUUAGCAAUCUUGCAGUGCAGCUUACUGCAACUUGCUUUUUUCUUUUAUGCUCUACAGCAAGAAAGCCAUGGACUGUGUUCAUUUUCUCAAGUUGUAUUUGUGACAUCCCAUUCCCCACCCAUUAAGACAACUUGAGAUGGAAGUUCAAUGAACACUUCUUGAAAGUGAUGUGAACUCGGUGACUUUAUUUUUUACUUGUUCAAAUGAACUAUAAAUAAACUGAUUCUUCCUCUCACCUGGA
This is a messenger RNA of Dermacentor andersoni, 7245 nucleotides long. The record is from RefSeq and is a predicted model, not a curated record. Lineage: Eukaryota; Metazoa; Arthropoda; Arachnida; Ixodida; Ixodidae.